AUGUCCAAGCUAAACCGGUCUGUUUUGGGUCUAGUACUGGCAGCUUUUGUUCCUUUCCAAUUUUUCUUACCUAGCAACUCCUUUUUAGCUUACCAUUACACUCCUCCGCCCCUCUUCACUGAAUUAUUAUACCAAAAUAGGAUGAUGAUGGCGAUUCGCCUCCUUUUGACAUUUUCUUUUUACGCCAAUGCAAAUUCCCUUCUGGAUACACGUGAACCAAAAGAAGGGACUAUUCGUUCGUUGGCUUCGAUUCGGUUUAUCUCAAUGACAUGGGUUGCUGCAGGGCAUAGUCUAUUACCAUAUGUCUCUAGCGACGCUUUACUGCCGGUGCUUUCUCUGUGGAAUCCACUUCUUGCUACUACCUUCACCAAUGCGUUCUUAUCCGUCGAUACAUUUUUUCUACUUUCUGGCAUUCUCGUGGCUUACUUGUUCUUCAAAGUCAGGCCUCCUUCAAAAGUUGUGAAAAAUCCACUCACUUGGAUUAUGUUCUAUGUUCAUCGCUAUUUGAGGCUUACACCUCCUAUAAUGAUGUUCAUCGGAUUUUACACUGUAAUGUCUCCAUUUCUGAAAGGACCGUGGAUGGCGGCUAAGCCACGCAACAGCCUCGACGCUAACGCCGCUCAGGCUUGUCAGAAAUACUGGUGGCAAAAUAUGCUGUACAUUAAUAACUUCUUUGGAAUGCGAAACGAAUGCUAUCCAAUCACAUGGUAUCUCGCCGUCGACACCCAGCUUUACGUCAGCGCUCCACUCUUCUUGAUCUCUUUUUACAUCUCACCCAUCAUAGGUAAAUUUUUAUCCGCUGAAUUGGAAAGUAUCCAUUUUUUUUUUGACAUAUUCUACCAAAAACCAUGGACUCGCUGCCCUCCUUAUCUCAUUGGAAUAGGUGUCGGCUACCUUCUAGCCAAGCUCAAAGGCAGGAAACCGAAAAUUUCUUGGGUAGGUGAUUUAAUACACAUUAGCUUGAGAAGUGUGACCUACAUACUUUUGAAUUAUUCCAGCAAGUUCGUCCGAGCUACGUACAACAAUUUUUCAAGAAUCGGAUGGUCGUUGGCUGUGUCGUGGGUAAUUGUGGCGAAUCACCUUGGAUGGGGAGGUCCAAUCGCGAGAUUCAUGGAUCAUCCAUUAUGGCAACCCCUCGGUCGGCUGUCCUAUUGCGCUUACAUUGUUCACUUCUUUAUCAUUCAGUAUGUGUUCAACCUCGAUGAUCGACCGACUCACUACGUUUCCAUUUGGCAAUCGUACGUCUACCGAGCUAUACCCAUCGUUGUGCUUUCCUACAUCAUGGCAUUCAUUUGGAGCUGCUUAUUCGAAGUCUCUACAACUAAACUCGAAAAAAUGCUCCUUGAAGGUCUGAUUCCUGAAACGAGAACGCACGUAAGGCCCAUAGUGUCAACCACGGGUGAGCUACGGAUACAAGAAGGAAAACGAGAAGUUUAG
Haemonchus placei is the source of this 1437-nucleotide messenger RNA. The record is from the annotation of a GenBank genome assembly. NCBI's taxonomy places the organism in Eukaryota, Metazoa, Nematoda, Chromadorea, Rhabditida, Trichostrongylidae.